This is a messenger RNA of Octopus sinensis (East Asian common octopus), 540 nucleotides long. RefSeq lists its product as uncharacterized. The record is from RefSeq and is a predicted model, not a curated record. The transcript has a single exon. Lineage: Eukaryota; Metazoa; Mollusca; Cephalopoda; Octopoda; Octopodidae. Bases 1 to 540 code for a protein of 179 amino acids.
AUGUUAUGUAAGACUUGGCUCAAUGCACGGAACUUAUUUCAUGCCUUGAACGAGUAUGCCAUCUCAUUGCUAAACUACUACGUUGGCCUGAUCGAAUUCGAGCCGAGUGAGUACGAUGAAAUGGACCUUAUUGUCCGAAGAGUACUCCGAGAGAAUCAUGUCCACGUGUUGGCAAGCAAUAAGGAGAGAUUGUACUUGUCUCGCGGGCAGCUAGGACGUGGACUGAGUAACAUCGUACACUUAAGUGAGCGAAUUCUUACUAAGAUGCACGACACCUUGUGGAGUGGGUCGAGUGUAUCCCAAAGGAAGGCUGCCAUCCUUGCUGCUGAAAAAGCGCGUGGUACACACCUAGGAACCAUAAAAGGCUAUGUGUCGGCUAAGUAUGGUCUAGGUGCUACCCAAGUUAAUGUGAAGGAGUUGAUCAAACUUCAAAAGGAGUCUUUAAUUAAAAAGAUCAACUUAAAAGUCCUUCACAAGACUCUCUUUAGCAGCCUGGACAACCCGCACACAUUGACGUAUCGUCGUCAUCUACGUGGCUGA